UGAAAAAUUUUUAAAAUUUUUAUUUAAAGGCUAAACAAAACAGAAAAUAGGUAGAAAUAAUACAUACGUUCUGAGAAAAAAAUAAACAGUAAGAAAUCAGUAGUUGAAGUUUACAUAUUGUCGUUUUACAAAUAGUUGUUCAAGAUACAAAAAUGUAAAGUGGGGAUUCAAACAGCGAGACUGCAAACAGUUCUGUUCAACUGUCCAACAAAAACUUAGUAAAUGGUUGUCAAUCCUAUACACUUAAACAUACGUGCAGUUAUCCAUAUCUUCAUUUAUGUUUAGAUUAAACAAACUAAAGCAGGUUAAAAUCAUUCUGAACAAAAAAUAAUAGUAUUGCUGGAUUUCACAUCAUGACUCUCCAUGAUCAGCACUGGAUACUGUAGUGUCUUUUUUUAAAAAAAUUUAAUUUAAAGAUUAAUCAAAACAGAAAACGGGUAGAAAUAAGACAUAAUUUCAAAGAAAAAAAUAAACAGAAAUCACUAGUUGAUGAUUACAGAUUGUCUUCUUACAAAUAGUUAUUCAAGAUACUAAAAUGGAGCUUAUAAAGUAGUGAUUCAAACAGUGAGAUUGCAACCAGUUCUGUUCAAACAGCAAAUAUUCUUAAGGCUAAAUGAUGCUAAGACUGAAAAGAUUUUUCUUUUCUUUUUUCUUUUUUUUUUUUUAUUUAAGGAGAAAAUAAAAAACAGAAAAAUGGUACAAGUUAUACAGAAUUUCAGAAAAAACAAACAGUAGGAAAUCACUAGUUAAUAGAUUGCAUAUUGUUAUCUUAGAAAUAGUUGUUCAAGUUACAAAAUUAAAGCAUAUAAAAGUGGACUUUCAAACAGUGAGACUGCAAACAGUUUUUGUUCAGUGAUCCAACAAAACUCAGUAAUAUGGUCAUCUAUCUUAUACACUUAAAUAUAUAUACAGUUAUAUUCUUUAGAGCACUUUCUUGAAAAGAUUUUUUAAAUGCUGUAUUUUAACUUCCAAAUUCUAUUAUAACUUCGUGAUUAUAUAACGGUUAACUUGUUAAGACUAGGAUUUCGGUUUGACUUACAGUAUCUGAAGUUUUGGUCUGUGAGUAAUUGCCCCAUUGCUUUGGGCCGAUGGCAGGCAGUAGCACAUUAUGUUAUGAGUGCAUGAGCCUGGGUCCUAGAGUCCUUUUCAAGGGCAACCCCUGUGACCAAAUUACCUUCCACUAGGCUCUGUCUCUCAAGCUGCUACAACCUCCCAAUAGCCUCAAGCUGGCAUCAAGCCUUUAACACAUGAGCCUUUGUGUAGCAAGUUCAAACUUAUGAUAGUUAAAGUGCUAAUAAAUAUCAGCAUGUAAAUAAAUGCCAUAAAAAUCAUCUUUAGUCCUCAGAGAUUCCAGUAGUAAUGGAUACAGUCUUGUCACUGGAAGGCUGUGCUUUCUCUCUAACCUGUGUUUCAGUGUAGAUUCAGAGGAAGCUGAUGCUGAAAAGCACCUGUAUCUUCCAGGCUGUUUAUUAGGGUCAAUACCUCAAAAGAAGAAGGUGGAAUAGGAAGCAGUUUGGGCAGAAGAAAUUGAAUUACAAGCCAGAUUCAACAAAACUCUGGCCAUUUCUUCUGGAGUAUGGUAGCUGUGGGAGUUUAUUUCCCUUCUUCAACAGUAAGGUUCUUGGGGAUACAGCUCAGUGGCACAGAGCCUUUAUGGCAAACACAAGGCCGAGAAUUCAAUUCCUAGUAGAAAAACAAAGCAAAACAAAAAACCCAAGAAAGUUGGAUGGAGAUGGAGACUCAUUUUAAGAGUCUUUAAGUUUUGUACAGAUCAUUAAAGAAGUUGUCCAGCAUUUAUUUGUUGAACAGAGAAAAAUCUCUUGUGGCCUCUCCUGUAACAUCUAAUCUUUCUCCCUUUGCCUGAACUCCUUUUCUUCAGCUGAAAGUAGUUUUACCAAUGUCAGCGGUGACACAGCUGGUUGUCCAUGUAUCAUGAACCAACAUGAAGGUAGUUUUCCUCUGUGAUUAGCAUGUUAUAUACCGCUGUGCUUCUGGGCUUCGUAGAUAAGACCUACAGAGGGACUCGAGGCAAACAACCAACCCAAGAUACAGAGAAUACGGGAUUAUAUUUAGAGAGACAAGCUGAAAACAUAGUGAUUACUUUUAGCCAUAUUAAUGCAUAUAGUUUACGGUUCUAAUGAGUUUUGGGGAUUUGGAUAUUUAAUGUUUUUAGGUCUGUGAGUUAAGAGAGCUGUGCUUCUUCGAAGCUUUUUUUUUUAAAGUCAGUGUUUUUCCUCCCUCUCAGAUAUAGUCCUGCUUGAGGGUGAGAAAUGUUAAUCAUCUUAUGGUCUCAAUAUUGCUGUCCACACCCAUUGUAUUUCCUUGUUUUUUUUUUUUACUCCUUUUACCUAGACAGAAUUUGUAUUGGUCCUUUAUCUCCAAGACUCAAGGGUAUAAAGGACUUUCACACAAUAUAUUUUAAAAAUGGGCGAGACAGGGAAUAGUUGACUUGAUAAGUAAAGUGGCAGAAUAGUGAUGAAAGCCUAAGUAUCUCAGAGCCAUUUACAUCUUUUCCUCUUAUAAUCAUUUUUCCUGUUAUCUAUAGAAGCAUUUGUUUCAUCUUAAGAAAUAUUAUGCAAAUAAUUUUCUUCAUGUUGCGUAUUGAAACAAUGGAAUGGUGCAUGUGUUACCGUUAGGAAAACCUGAUUUUAAAAAUUACAAUUGAAAAUCCGAGUCUUUCAGAGGCACAGAUCUGAUUGCGGGCGGCGUUUCCUCCUGUCCCCUUAGUUUCAUUUCCUCCUUGCUCGUGAAGCAGCCCCACCAGAGGGUAGGCAAAAGGAGGGAUUAACCGCAGCCCUCAAAGUCUUGGUGAACUCUUUUGUCAUAGGAUCAGUUCCUUUCACUAUUUAAAAAUUUUAGCGGACUGCACAGUUAUUUUGAAAAUAAGUUUUGAAUAUUGGCUAUUACAUGUAUUGAAUUUCAGUGUUUAUACUUUAAAAUCUUCAACUUUAUGUUCUGAGAUCUACCUAUUUUCAUUAUAAUUCUUUUACGAUGUAUGCCAGGGUUUCCACCAUUAUUACUGGUAACUGUGACUGAUCAUUAUAAGCAAACUUUGCAUCGUGUACAGGAGGCUGUGUUUAAGGGUACAUUGCAAUGUUUGUAACAUAAAAUUUUCACCUCCUUUUCAUGUUCUGUAGAGUUGUUCUUGAAAUCCAGAAGUAAUUUUCAGAGUGAUAAAAUAUUAUCUUUUUGAGUACAAGUUACUGUUCCACACCUCGGAAAGUAAAUUUGUCUUUGUCACACUGAAGGUUUUUUCAAAGUCUAAAUGUUAACCUAGACGGAUGCUAAACAUUUUAUGGUCUUAUUGCUGUUAACACCCACUGGACAAGUGUAUUUGUAUAUGGAGUGCAGUUCCAUAGUCUAGAGCUAUUUGGUUCGUUAUCAGCACCAACAGUAAAUGUCCUAAAAAAUCAGCUUCCAAACAGCUGGCAGUUAAGUUAACUUACUGGCCUUUAGCCCCGCCUAAUUUCACAUGACGUCUCUGUUCUUUGACACAAAUAGCGAACCUUAACUUCUCAUCAAGGAAGUCGGUUCAGUACCUUUCUAUGUGCUUCUGUGUCUAGGAAUGUAGAACAACCUUAAAAUGGAUUUUUUAAAGAGAGUCGUUCCGCCUAUUCUUUCUGGCGAUACUACUUUGGAUACUAGAGAUAGUAUUCAGGAAGAUUCCCCAAGAUUACUUAGGAUGAAGUGUCUUAGUUUGCUUUCAUCAGGGAAGACAAUAGUAGAUGGCCAAGCUGGAGCCAGUUUCCAUCCCAAUCAAGACAGACGCAGCCAUCAACAACUAGCUUCAGCACCAGUCAGCAAAGUGAAUAAGUACUGUGCUCCUUCCAACUUUCAUUCCACUUGGGGGAAAAAGAAUAUCAUCAUGUCAAACAUUACGAUUGACCCCGACGUCAAACCCGGUGAAUAUGUCAUCAAGAGCCUCUUUGCAGAAUUUGCUGUUCAAGCUGAGAAGAAAAUUGAAGUUGUAAUGGCCGAACCCUUGGAGAAGCUAUUGUCCAGAUCUCUUCAGAGGGGUGAAGAUCUUCAGUUUGACCAGUUGAUAAGCUCUAUGAGCUCAGUAGCAGAGCACUGUCUCCCUUCCUUACUUCGCACCUUGUUUGACUGGUACAGACGCCAGAAUGGAACUGAAGAUGAAUCUUACGAAUACAGGCCUCGAUCCAGCACAAAGUCAAAGGGGGAUGAACAGCAACGCGAAAGAGAUUAUCUUCUGGAAAGGCGGGACUUAGCAGUAGAUUUCAUUUUUUGUUUAGUGUUAGUCGAAGUUCUAAAACAGAUUCCUGUUCAUCCUGUACCCGACCCUUUAGUUCAUGAAGUUUUAAACUUAGCUUUUAAGCACUUUAAACAUAAGGAAGGCUAUUCAGGAACCAACACUGGGAAUGUGCAUAUCAUUGCGGAUUUGUAUGCGGAAGUGAUAGGAGUUCUUGCCCAAUCAAAGUUUCAGGCUGUAAGGAAGAAGUUUGUGACAGAAUUAAAAGAACUGCGACAAAAGGAACAAAGCCCACAUGUGGUACAAAGUGUCAUCAGCUUAAUAAUGGGAAUGAAAUUUUUCCGGGUGAAAAUGUACCCUGUAGAAGAUUUUGAAGCAUCUUUUCAGUUUAUGCAGGAAUGUGCUCAGUAUUUCUUAGAAGUAAAAGAUAAAGAUAUAAAACAUGCACUUGCUGGUUUAUUUGUGGAGAUUCUUAUCCCUGUAGCUGCUGCUGUUAAAAAUGAAGUGAAUGUUCCCUGUUUGAAGAAUUUUGUGGAGAUGCUCUAUCAGACUACUUUUGAACUGAGCUCCAGGAAGAAGCAUUCCUUGGCUUUAUAUCCAUUAAUUACCUGCCUUUUGUGUGUCAGUCAGAAACAGUUUUUUUUAAAUAACUGGCAUAUUUUCCUACAGAACUGUUUGUCACAUUUAAAGAUGCCAUCUAACAACAGUAUCAGAAAACAAAUAGAAACCCUCCAGAAUAAAGAUCCUAAAAUGUCUCGAGUUGCACUGGAAUCUUUGUAUAGAUUGUUGUGGGUUUAUGUAAUUAGAAUAAAAUGUGAAAGCAACACUGUAACUCAAAGUCGUCUUAUGAGCAUUGUGUCAGCACUUUUUCCAAAAGGCUCACGAAGUGUGGUUCCUCGUGACACGCCUCUCAACAUAUUUGUGAAGAUUAUUCAGUUCAUUGCUCAGGAACGUUUGGAUUUUGCAAUGAAAGAAAUAAUAUUUGAUCUUCUCAGUGUUGGAAAAUCUACUAAAACUUUUACCAUUAAUCCAGAGAGAAUGAACAUAGGCCUCAGAGUCUUCCUUGUAAUAGCAGACAGCUUGCAGCAGAAAGAUGGCGAGCCACCCAUGCCGACCACUGGAGUGAUUCUCCCCUCAGGAAAUACUCUGCGUGUAAAGAAGAUUUUUCUCAAUAAAACCUUGACAGAUGAAGAGGCCAAAGUCAUAGGAAUGUCAGUUUACUAUCCUCAAGUAAGAAAAGCGUUAGAUAGCAUUCUCCGACAUUUGGACAAAGAGGUUGGAAGACCAAUGUGCAUGACCAGUGUGCAGAUGUCUAACAAGGAACCUGAAGACAUGAUUACGGGGGAAAGAAAACCCAAAAUUGAUUUGUUUAGAACUUGUAUUGCUGCAAUUCCAAGGUUGAUUCCUGAUGGUAUGAGCAGAACUGACCUCAUUGAAUUGUUAGCAAGGCUCACAAUUCAUAUGGAUGAAGAACUUCGAGCUCUGGCUUUCAAUACUCUGCAGGCACUAAUGCUUGAUUUUCCAGAUUGGCGGGAGGACGUCCUUUCAGGAUUUGUUUAUUUUAUUGUUCGUGAAGUGACUGACGUCCAUCCCACACUUCUUGAUAAUGCUGUAAAGAUGUUGGUACAACUAAUAAACCAGUGGAAACAAGCAGCCCAAAUGCAUAACAAAAACCAAGACUCACAGCAUGGUGUAGCUAAUGGAGCUUCUCAUCCCCCUGCUCUGGAAAGGAGCCCGUACUCCACAGUGUUCCAUGUGGUUGAAGGGUUUGCACUUGUCAUUCUCUGUAGCAGUCGACCUGCCACUAGGAGACUGGCCGUCAGUGUACUUAGAGAGAUACGGGCUCUAUUUGCACUUUUGGAAAUACCUAAGGGUGAUGAUGAAUUAGCCAUAGAUGUGAUGGACAGGCUGAGCCCAUCCAUUCUUGAGAGCUUCAUCCAUCUCACAGGGGCUGAUCAGACUACUUUGCUGUAUUGCCCUAGCUCCAUAGAUUUACAGACGUUGGCAGAAUGGAACUCUUCUCCUAUCAGCCACCAGUUUGACGUGAUUAGUCCAUCGCAUAUAUGGAUAUUUGCACAUGUGACCCAAGGCCAAGACCCGUGGAUUAUAAGUCUCUCUAGUUUUUUAAAGCAAGAAAACCUUCCAAAACACUGCUCUACAGCUGUGAGCUAUGCUUGGAUGUUUGCAUACACAAGGCUGCAGUUGUUGUCCCCGCAGGUUGAUGUAAAUAGCCCCAUCAAUGCUAAGAAAGUAAAUACAACCACGAGCAGCGACUCGUACAUUGGCCUGUGGAGAAACUAUCUGAUUCUUUGCUGCAGUGCAGCGACAUCCACGUCAUCUUCAACGUCUGCAGGCUCUGUAAGGUGUUCUCCUCCUGAGACCCUGGCGUCCACCCCCGACAGUGGCUACAGCAUUGAUUCCAAAAUUAUUGGCAUCCCAUCGCCUUCAUCAUUGUUUAAGCACAUAGUUCCAAUGAUGCGCUCCGAGAGCAUGGAAAUCACAGAAUCCCUGGUCCUAGGUCUUGGCAGAACCAACCCAGGAGCUUUUAGGGAACUAAUAGAGGAAUUACAUCCCAUAAUUAAAGAAGCACUGGAAAGAAGGCCAGAGAAUAUGAAACGGCGCAGGCGGCGAGACAUUUUACGAGUGCAACUGGUACGGAUAUUUGAACUGCUGGCAGAUGCUGGUGUCAUUAGUCACAGUGCAAGUGGUGGCCUUGACAAUGAAACACAUUUCCUCAAUAACACUUUACUGGAAUAUGUAGACCUCACCCGGCAACUCCUGGAAGCGGAAAAUGAAAAGGACUCUGAUACACUGAAGGAUAUACGAUGCCAUUUCAGUGCCUUAGUGGCGAAUAUCAUCCAGAAUGUUCCAGUGCACCAGAGAAGAAGCAUUUUCCCGCAGCAGAGCCUUCGUCACAGUCUGUUCAUGCUCUUCAGUCACUGGGCAGGACCUUUUAGCAUCAUGUUUACGCCUUUGGACCGAUACAGUGAUAGGAAUAUGCAAAUCAAUAGGCAUCAGUACUGUGCAUUAAAGGCUAUGUCUGCUGUACUGUGUUGUGGCCCUGUUGCAGAUAAUGUGGGACUGUCAUCAGAUGGCUAUUUGUACAAAUGGUUGGAUAACAUUUUGGACUCUCUGGACAAAAAGGUUCAUCAGUUGGGCUGUGAAGCAGUCACAUUGCUGCUGGAGCUGAACCCGGAUCAGAGCAACCUGCUGUACUGGGCUGUGGAUCGCUGCUACACGGGUUCCAGGAGGGUGGCCGCUGGCUGCUUCAAAGCCAUAGCCAACGUGUUCCAGAACAGGGAUUAUCAGUGUGACACAGUGAUGCUCCUAAACCUGAUACUGUUUAAAGCAGCUGACUCUUCCAGAAGUAUCUAUGAAGUUGCUAUGCAACUUCUACAGAUCCUGGAACCGAAGAUGUUUCGCUAUGCUCACAAAUUGGAGGUUCAGAGAACAGACGGGGUGCUCAGCCAGCUGUCUCCUCUGCCGCAUCUGUAUUCUGCUUCGUAUUACCAGUUGUCGGAGGAAUUAGCAAGGGCCUAUCCUGAGCUCACUCUGGCCAUCUUCUCAGAGAUAAGCCAGAGAAUCCAGACAGCUCACCCGGCGGGGCGGCAGGUCAUGCUGCACUACCUGCUGCCCUGGAUGAACAACAUCGAGCUGGUGGACUUCAAGCCUUUGCCCACGGCCAGGCGCCACGAGGAAGACGAGGACGACUCCUUAAAAGAUCGCGAACUUAUGGUGACCAGCAGGCGCUGGCUGCGGGGAGAAGGCUGGGGGUCCCCGCAAGCCACCGCGAUGGUCUUGAACAAUCUGAUGUACAUGACAGCAAAGUACGGCGAUGAGCUGGCCUGGUCGGAGGUGGAGAACGUGUGGACCACGCUUGCAGAUGGCUGGCCAAAGAACCUGAAAAUUAUUUUGCACUUUUUGAUCAGCAUCUGUGGGGUGAAUAGUGAACCAAGCCUCUUGCCUUACGUAAAGAAAGUUAUCGUUUAUUUGGGUAGAGACAAAACGAUGCAGUUACUAGAAGAGCUGGUGAGUGAGCUCCAGCUGACGGACCCCGUCUGCUCCGGCGUCACCCACAUGGACAAUCCCCCCUACUACCGCAUCACUUCGAGCUACAAAAUCCCUUCUGUCACCUCAGGAACCACUUCCAGUAGCAAUACAAUGGUAGCUCCCCCAGAUGGCAGCUCUGAUAACAAGCCCUUAAAGGAGAGCCUGGAAGAGAACUAUGCACACCUAGACAUCUACAGUGGACUCAACAGCCAUUUAAAUCGCCAGCAUCACAGACUAGAAUCCAGAUACAGCAGCAGCUCCGGAGGAUCUUACGAAGAAGAAAAAAGUGAUUCAAUGCCACUUUAUUCUAAUUGGCGACUGAAAGUGAUGGAGCAUAACCAAGGAGAGCCACUGCCCUUCCCACCAGCUGGAGGCUGCUGGUCACCACUGGUGGAUUACGUGCCUGAAACGUCAUCACCUGGAUUACCUCUUCACAGGUGUAACAUAGCAGUGAUCCUUCUGACUGAUCUGAUCAUUGAUCACAGCGUAAAGGUGGAAUGGGGAAGCUACCUCCAUCUUCUGCUUCAUGCAAUUUUUAUAGGGUUUGACCACUGCCACCCUGAGGUGUAUGAACAUUGUAAACGCCUGCUUCUGCACUUACUAAUAGUGAUGGGACCCAACAGUAACAUCCGAACUGUUGCUUCUGUCCUUCUCAGGAACAAGGAGUUUAAUGAGCCCAGGGUGCUUACAGUCAAACAAAUUGCACACUUAGAUUACACUUUCACAGCAGGCAUUAACGAUUUUAUACCUGAUUACCAGCCCUCCCCUAUGACCGACUCAGGGCUUAGCUCAAGUUCUACCUCUUCUAGUAUCAGCUUAGGAAACAACAGCGCUGCCAUCUCGCACCUGCACACCACCCUCCUCAGCGAGGUGGACAUCUCAGUGGAGCAGGACGGAAAGGUCAAAACUCUCAUGGAGUUCAUUACCUCAAGGAAAAGGGGACCCCUUUGGAACCAUGAGGAUGUUUCUGCCAAGAAUCCCAGCAUAAAGAGUGCGGAGCAGUUAGCUACAUUUUUGAAACACGUGGUUUCUGUUUUUAAACAAUCAAGCCCAGAAGGAAUUCAUUUGGAACAUCACCUUAGUGAAGUUGCUCUGCAGACCGCACUUUCUUGUUCUUCUCGACACUAUGCCGGGAGAUCCUUUCAGAUUUUCAGGGCCCUCAAGCAGCCCCUUUCUGCAACUAUGCUUUCCGAUGUUCUCUCCAGACUCGUAGAAACCGUCGGAGAUCCAGGGGAGGAUGCACAGGGAUUUGUGAUUGAGCUUCUUCUCACCUUGGAAUCUGCAAUUGAUACUUUGGCUGAAACCAUGAAGCAUUAUGAUCUCCUUUCUGCCCUUUCUCAAUCCUCAUAUCAUGACCCGAUAAUGGGAAACAAGUUUGCAGCUAACAGGAAAAGCACUGGACAACUCAAUCUCAGCACAAGUCCCAUUAGUAGUAGCAGUUAUCUGGGGUACAACAGUAAUACAAGAAGCAACUCUUUGAGAUUAAGCUUAAUGGGUGACCGCAGAGGUGACCGCCGGCGGAGCAACACACUGGAUAUAACAGAUGGACGGAUAAACCACAGCGGUAGCUUGGCAAGGACUAGAAGCCUUUCCUCUCUCCGAGAGAAGGCCAUGUACGAUGUGCAGUCCACUACUGAGCCCACCAACUUGAUGGCCACCAUUUUUUGGAUAGCAGCGUCUUUGUUAGAAUCAGAUUAUGAAUAUGAAUACCUCCUGGCUCUCAGGCUCCUCAACAAACUGCUUAUCCAUUUGCCAUUGGAUAAAUCAGAGAGUCGAGAGAAGAUUGAAAAUGUUCAAAGCAAACUGAAGUGGAACAAUUUUCCAGGCCUUCAACAGCUCUUCCUUAAGGGUUUUACCUCAGUAUCUACCCAAGAAAUGACCGUCCACCUCCUCAGUAAACUCAUCUCCGUCUCCAAACACACAUUGGUGGAUCCUUCCCAGUUGUCAGGAUUUCCUCUUAACAUCCUUUGCUUAUUGCCUCACUUAAUCCAACAUUUUGACAGCCCAACCCAGUUUUGCAAAGAAACAGCCAGCCGAAUAGCAAAGGUUUGUGCGGAAGAAAAAUGCCCCACACUCGUGAACCUGGCUCAUAUGAUGAGUUUGUACAGUACACACACGUAUUCCAGAGACUGUUCAAAUUGGAUCAACGUGGUGUGCAGAUACCUGCAUGAUUCCUUCUCAGAUACAACAUUUAACCUUGUGACUUACCUUGCAGAGCUGUUAGAAAAAGGAUUGUCCAGUAUGCAGCAAUCAUUACUACAGAUUAUCUAUAGUCUCUUGAGUCAUAUUGACCUGUCUGCAGCCCCAGCUAAACAGUUCAAUCUGGAGAUCAUAAAGAUUAUUGGCAAAUAUGUACAGAGCCCUUACUGGAAGGAAGCCCUCAACAUAUUGAAACUGGUGGUGUCACGCUCCGCGAGUCUCGUUGUACCCAAUGACAUCCCCAAAUCCUAUGGAGGAGAUAUAGGUUCUCCUGAAAUAUCUUUCACUAAAAUUUUUAAUAAUGUCUCUAAGGAGUUGCCUGGGAAGACCUUAGAUUUUCAUUUUGACAUCUCUGAGACACCAAUCAUUGGAAAUAAGUAUGGAGAUCAGCACGGUGCGGCUGGGAGGAAUGGGAAGCCAAAAGUGAUCGCCGUCACGAGAAGCACCUCUUCCACGUCCUCCGGUUCUAAUUCGAACGCCUUGGUUCCUGUCAGUUGGAAAAGGCCACAAUUAUCACAGCGAAGAACAAGAGAAAAGCUAAUGAAUGUGCUUUCUCUCUGUGGCCCAGAAUCCGGGCUCCCAAAGAAUCCUUCUGUUGUAUUUUCUUCUAAUGAAGAUUUGGAAGUCGGUGACCAACAGACUAGCCUAAUUUCUACCACAGAGGACAUAAUUCAAGAGGAAGAAGUAGCCAUAGAGGACAACACAAGUGAACAGCAGUUUGGUGUUUUUAAGGAUUUUGACUUUUUAGAUGUUGAGUUGGAAGAUGCAGAGGGUGAAAGCAUGGACAAUUUCAACUGGGGAGUCCGCCGGCGCUCACUGGACAGCAUUGACAAAGGGGACACCCCAUCCCUCCAGGAGUACCAGUGCUCAAGCAGCACCCCCAGUCUGAACCUGACAAAUCAGGAGGAUACAGACGAGUCCUCAGAAGAGGAAGCAGCCCUCACUGCAAGCCAGAUCCUGUCUCGCACACAAAUGCUGAGCAGUGACUCUGCUGCUGAUGAAACAAUGCCAGACCACACUGACCUGCUGCUUCAGUCUCAGGACUCCACCAGCAGCAACACCACCGAGGAAGUGCUUCACAUCAGAGAUGAGACCCCAAGUUUGGAGGCUUGUCUAGAUAAUGCUAGCAGCCAGCUGCCUGAGGAUACAAGAUCAGUAUUAAAGGAGGAGCAUGUUACAGACUUUGACGAUGAAGGACCGUAUAUUAUUCCAGAGCAGCAGGACUCUCUCCUGUGUCAAGGAAUUCUUGAUCUAGAAGAAACCGAAAUGCCAGAGCAUCUGGCUCCUGAGAGCUACCCUGAGUCCAUCUGCGAGGAGGACGUUACCUUAGCCUUGAAAGAGCUCGACGAAAGAUGUGAAGAAGAAGAAGCAGAUUUCUCUGGCCUGUCCAGUCAAGAUGAAGAAGAGCAAGAUGGUUUUCCGGAAGUGCAGACAUCCCCUCUACCAUCGCCCUUCCUCUCUGCCAUCAUAGCAGCCUUUCAGCCAGUGGCGUAUGAUGAUGAAGAGGAAGCCUGGCGUUGCCAUGUCAGUCAGAUGCUAUCCGACACGGAUGGGUCCUGCGCAGUGUUUACUUUUCAUGUGUUUUCUAGACUGUUUCAGACAAUUCAAAGAAAAUUUGGAGAAAUAACUAACGAGGCAGUCAACUUUCUUGGUGAGAGUCUGCAGCGCAUUGGUACCAAAUUUAAAAGUUCAUUGGAAGUGAUGAUGAUGUGUUCAGAGUGCCCAACAGUCUUUGUGGAUGCUGAAACGCUAAUGUCAUGUGGCUUGCUAGAAACACUCAAGUUCAGUGUUUUGGAGUUGCAAGAACACCUGGAUACAUACAACGCCAAAAGAGAAGCCGCUGAACAGUGGUUAAACAAUUGUAAAAGGACAUUUGGUGGUAAAGAAGACAUGUACAGGAUAAACACAGAUGCACAACAAAUGGAAAUUCUAGCAGAACUGGAGCUCUGCCGACGGUUAUACAAAUUGCAUUUUCAAUUGCUACUUCUGUUCCAGGCCUAUUGUAAACUUAUCAACCAAGUAAAUACAAUAAAAAAUGAAGCAGAGGUAAUCAACAUGUCAGAGGAACUUGCCCAACUGGAAAGUAUCCUCAAAGAAGCUGAGGCUGCUUCAGAAAAUGAAGAAAUUGAUAUUUCUAAAGCUGCACAAACCACCAUAGAAACUGCCAUUCAUUCUCUUAUAGAAACUUUGAAAAAUAAGGAAUUUUUAUCAGCUGUAGCACAAGUCAAAGCUUUCAGGUCUCUCUGGCCCAAUGACAUCUUUGGCAGCUGUGAAGAUGACCCCGUGCAGACGCUGUUACAUAUCUACUUCCAUCAUCAGACACUGGGCCAGACGGGCAGCUUCGCGGUCAUUGGCUCCAACCUGGACAUGUCAGAAGCCAAUUACAAACUGAUGGAGCUCAACCUUGAGAUAAGAGAGUCUCUCCGCAUGGUGCAGUCCUGCCAGCUUCCGGCACAGCCCAAACCUGUUGGAAACAUGGUGAGCCCUGGCUUCUGAGAAACCUCAGGCAUUGUGGGGAGAAACUGACCUGAAGAGGAUUAAGACUAUUAACCAAGCACCUUUGAUGAACCCUUGCGAUUCACUGAUGACUCUUCUGGCAGCAUCUGCAACUAUAGUGUAACUAGAGUCAAACUCUAUCCAAAACAGAUCUCAAGGAAAAAAAUCUAAUUGUUUUAACAGCUGCCAAUACCUCCUACUAUAACUGAAGAAGGAAUUUUUUAAUUAACCUACGUGAAAAGAAAAGGGCUAAAAGUGAUGCAUACAAAUACGUUGCUUCCUAGAGAAAGAAGAAUUCCAAGAACGUUUGCAAUAAUGGCCUCAAAUACUGAGACUUGGGGGGCAGGUGAAAUGAGGCUGAAGUCAAGGCUGGGUCGUUUUAGCCGAAGGCCUGCAAAAGCUGCUUGGAUUUCUAGGAGUCAGCAAGCUAAUCAAACGUGGAUGUUUAGUCAUCCCCAUGAACAUCCAUUCAGAUAGACACAGAAAGACUUAUUUGUAAAAACCAUUGAUUUUUCUUUUUUCUUCAAACUUAUGGGCUAAGGGUCUGGGGUGUUUUUGUUUUGGGGUCUGUGUAAGGAAUUGUGUGUGUGUGUGAGUUGGGAUGUGUGGGUAUGUGACAGUCCUAUUUUCAAGAUGUGGGUGCCUGAUGAUAACGUCUCAGAGCAUGCCUAAAAGAGCACUGCAAGAUUAUUUUUGAAAAAAUUUUAUUUUAUUAGAUCUAACUCUUCAUAGUGUGUAAAUGUUAGAACAUUUUAAUAAUAUUUUAAAGCUGGGCUUUCCCAGUAUUUCAAAAAGAAAUAAUAUAUCUGUUAACGUUAUUGGAAUGCUGCUCAGUUCUCUGAUCAGUGCUUAUGUUACAACUGUUGAUAACUAACCAAAGUAGAUUGCCUGCAGAGACUUUAAAAUGUAAAAUAAAGGUGUAUGCUGCCCGUCAGCUAUUCCCAUUAGAAAAGUUAACUUAUUUUACUCCAUAAUUAUUAUAGAAACUGUAUAGACUAAAACCAGUAUUUUCUUGUACAUCUGUGCCAUGCACUGCUAUACAGGAAUAGGUCUACAAAGCUAAAGGAAAAAAUGUGGUCAUGUUGGUAGAAUACAGUAUCUGGGCUGCAGGCUCUGAGGUCUGCAGAAUUUGAGAGGAGAUGCAAACGGCAUUUCUGUAUGUUGAUUCAGGACUUACAUGUUCCAUGCUACAGGAACCUGGGGCUCUGGGGGAAACGAAAGAAGCCUGAAGACUGCCUACCACAACACGCAAUAUACAUAUUCACUGUCUGGUCUGUCGCAUAGCACAGACUGCAUUCUCUGUCCUUUUUUUAAAAAAAUAGCAUUUUGUAAAAGAAUGUAGUCCCACAACUCCUCUGAUUUGAAAGGAACACCUUGUAUUUUUUAUAUGCAUCUCUUAUCCACUGUGACUUUUCAACUGGGCUCUGCGAUUCCAGAGUUUGGAAUGUAGAAAUGAAAUACUUAGCUUUGCCUUUUCUUAGGGGUGUGGACCUGCCAGAAAUGUAAUUAUGCUCAAGUGCAUUAAUUGAAGGCACUGUGCACACCACCAUUGGACUGCUGACCAUAGUUAUGUUUCCUGUAAAACUCCGUAACUGGUCACGGCACCUUCAUAAUCACUGUAUUUUUGACCCUUAUAAAAAAUUAUUUUAAUGGUGUUCUGGUACUGUAAAUGGUGUCCUUUAAAUUAUUUAAUAACUUGGGUGUGGGGCCAGCAGAGAGGGAUGGUGUCCAGAGACACAGCACACUUUAUAUCCUAUCUUACUCUCCCCUAUUUUUCUUAUCCUUACAUCCUUUUUGUUAAAAAUAAAAGGCAUUGUAGCUGUU
Molecule: messenger RNA, 14779 nt
Organism: Cavia porcellus (domestic guinea pig)
Lineage: Eukaryota; Metazoa; Chordata; Mammalia; Rodentia; Caviidae
Gene: Fryl
Product: FRY like transcription coactivator
Exons: 63
Coding region: 3584-12955 (3123 amino acids)
Biological process (GO): neuron projection development; cell morphogenesis
Cellular component (GO): cell cortex; site of polarized growth
Source: RefSeq, a predicted model, not a curated record